UAGAACUCCGGCCAUGGUGAGCUAGAUUUGGAACUCCAGAAACUAAACAAAAAUCAAUUCUGAGCCAGUAAAGAAUGGAAGCAGCAGCUAGUUCUUCGUCUGUUGAGCAAACUGUGGAUGUGGCUCAAUGGGAAGAGAAUGUCAAAUCACACCAUAUGCCCAGGGCUGACUUAAACAAACUGGUUAUGGAGUAUCUUGUCAAAGAAGGUUUCAAAGAUGCUGUUUUGAGCUUUGAAGGUGAGAGUGGGAUAGACCCUGGUGUGGAUAUGAAGAUUCUAGAUGAACAGAUCAAAAUACGAGCGGCAGUUGAGAGUGGUUCGAUCCAAGACGCAGUGGAACUUGUGAACGAUGUUGAUCCUGAAAUUUUAGACACAAAUCCAAAACUAUUUUUCCAUCUACAACAACAGCAACUAUUAGAAUACAUUCGACAAGGAGAUGUCGAGAAAGUACUGGACUAUGCUCAGAAAGAACUGUCUGCAAGAGGGGAAGAAAAUCCUGAAUUUCUUGAAGAACUGGAACAGACUCUAGCACUGUUAGCAUUCGAUAACACAAGUGCGUCACCGUUUUCCGAACUCUUAGAGCACCCCCAGAGGCUAAAGGUUGUGAGCGAGCUGAAUGCAGCUGUGCUGGCCAGUCAGGACCAAACCUCGGAGUCUAAACUGGGCAUGCUCAUGAAACUGGUGCUAUGGGCACAAGAUCAGCUGACGAAGAAAGGACUCAAGUUUCCAAAAUUAGCGAACAUUGGAUCUUGUAAACUUGAAACAGAUUAGUUUUACUAUUGUCCAUUAUUAAUUAUACGUUCAAUCACAUCAUACAUAUUAAUUUUGGUACAUUUGAAUUGCUUGUUAUGAUCUAUGAUUAAAUGCGAUUAUUACCAAGAAAGUUGAAA
Halichondria panicea is the source of this 889-nucleotide messenger RNA. Its product is annotated as glucose-induced degradation protein 8 homolog. Gene Ontology annotation, molecular function: protein binding. NCBI's taxonomy places the organism in Eukaryota, Metazoa, Porifera, Demospongiae, Suberitida, Halichondriidae. The coding region runs from base 75 to 770 and encodes 231 amino acids. The record is from RefSeq and is a predicted model, not a curated record. Gene Ontology annotation, biological process: proteasome-mediated ubiquitin-dependent protein catabolic process. The transcript has a single exon. Gene Ontology annotation, cellular component: cytoplasm; nucleus.